This is a messenger RNA of Didymosphaeria variabile, 1353 nucleotides long. RefSeq lists its product as uncharacterized. Gene Ontology annotation, cellular component: fungal-type vacuole membrane. Gene Ontology annotation, molecular function: transmembrane transporter activity. NCBI's taxonomy places the organism in Eukaryota, Fungi, Ascomycota, Dothideomycetes, Pleosporales, Didymosphaeriaceae. The transcript is spliced from 4 exons. The coding region runs from base 1 to 1353 and encodes 450 amino acids. Gene Ontology annotation, biological process: transmembrane transport. The record is from RefSeq and is a predicted model, not a curated record.
AUGGACCGCACACACGACCAGAACGACCCUGAGAAAGCCGUCCCAGAGCUGGAUCUCGAAGGCGAGACUCCACGGGGCCGCCAGAGUGCCGCCGAUUCUGUGGUUGGAGACAAGCCAGUCGACGUCGCAAAACCGCACGACGACGGUCCUCCAGAUGGCGGUACCACAGCGUGGUUGGUGCUUCUAGGAUCGUGGUGCUGCUCCUUCUCGAGCCCUGGCUGGAUCAAUAGCGUGGGCAGUUUUCAGCAAUACUACGAGACAGGACCUCUGAAAGACUACUCCAGCAGCACUAUUGGCUGGAUCCUGUCCCUUCAAAUCUUCUUCCUCUUCGCCUUGGGACCCUUCGUGGGAAUUCUGUUCGACAACUACGGACCGAGACCGCUUAUAAUCGUUGGGACGCUCUUUCACGUCUUUGGACUGAUGAUGGCAUCGUUGGCAAAGUCUUAUUAUCAAUUCAUCUUGGCCCAAGGAGUGUGCAGUGCCAUCGGAGUAGCAUGCCUCUACUCGCCUGCUCUUAUGUGUCUUACAACCUGGUUCAACAAGAAGCGUGGAGCAGCGAUGGGUGUUAUGGUCUCUGGCUCGUCCCUUGGGGGUGUUGUCUUUCCCAUUAUGAUUGCGCGCAUGGUUCCUAGGAACGGCUAUCCCUGGACAAUGAGAACUGCGGCCUUCAUCAUUCUCGGUUUACAAAUCAUUGCGAUUUUUACAGUCAAGCCGAGAACCAAGCCGGUUCCGAAGAAAAUGCCCAUGGGACGAUUGGCGGCGCCCUUCACAGAGUUUCCAUAUGUGAUGAUGCUCAUUGGAUUUUUCCUCUUGACUUUCGGAAUCUUCAUCCCCAUCACCUAUCUGGCGGUGCAGGGCUUUCAGGAGGCACAUAUGUCGGAGGAGAUGUCGCAAUAUAUUGUGGCCAUUUUCAACGCCUCAAGUCUCUUCGGCCGCCUCGUCGCUGGCGUAAUUGCUGAUAAGAUUGGAAGAUGGAACGUCUUCAUCAUCUUCUGCGGUCUUUCUGGCAUUGCCGAAUUCGCCGUCUGGAUCCCUGCCACAACCUCUUCCGUGGUGAUUGGCUUUGCCAUCAUGUUUGGCUUCGUGUCAGGAGCGUUCAUAAGUCUGUUGGGAGCCCUGCCCGCCUCGGUGUCCCCAUUGCCCGAAAUCGGCUACCGAAUGGGUGUUGUCUUCUUCGCGAUCUCGAUCCCUGCCCUAGUCAUGGCGCCUAUCGGUGGUGCUAUCUUGCAGAAUGGAUCCAACGGCUGGCUGGACGUAAAAAUCUUUGGUGGUGUCACUGCUAUUGCAGGUACGGCAAUCAUUUUGGUCUCGAGGUUGAUGUAUACCGACAAGAAGCUUCUCAAAGUAUUUUAA